CCGGCGCGCACACACACACGCGCCCUCACCCGCCACCGCCGCCACCGCCGCGGCCGCCGCCGCACCAGGACAGCGAGCGGCUGAGGCCGGCAGGGGCCGAGGGGAGCCGGCCGAGGGGCUGGCGGCAGGGCCGGCCGGCUCGCCGACCCGGGCAGCGUCCGCCUGCCCCAGCCAACACCCUUGCUCCACUCCAGGGUGACCUCUUUGCAAAGUCUUGCUUCAGUUGGACAGAGGGGGAGACUGUGGAAGAGAGGAGACAGUGGAGAGCACAAGUUUGGGAAAAGACCUGCCCAGGAGUGGGGACUCGGAGGAGAAACCGAGGUGCUUCUCUGCUUCCAGCCAGACCCUCUCUGAGCUGGGCUGAGGCUCCCCUUCUGAUUCCUUCCUCUGUCCGCGAUGCUCACCAUGAAGACACUGGCCAGGAGGAAGCCACACCUGCUGCUGCUGCUGCUGCUGGCCACCAUGGCCCUUGUCACCUCUCCAGCUUGGAGUUUGACCCAGGGAUCCCCGGCCACCUUUGGGCCUGUCUUUGAAGACCAGCCCGUUGGCCUCCUAUUCCCAGAGGAAUCAACGGAGGAGCAGGUGACACUGGCUUGCCGUGCCCGGGCCAGCCCUCCAGCCACCUAUAGGUGGAAGAUGAAUGGCACAGAGAUGAAGCUGGAACCAGGUUCCCGACACCAGCUGGUGGGGGGCAACCUGGUCAUCAUGAACCCCACCAAGGCACAGGACGCCGGAGUCUAUCAGUGCCUGGCCUCAAACCCAGUGGGCACUGUGGUCAGCAGGGAGGCCAUCCUCCGCUUUGGCUUUCUGCAGGAGUUCUCCAAGGAGGAGCGAGACCCUGUGAAAACCCACGAGGGCUGGGGGGUGAUGCUGCCCUGUAACCCACCUGCCCACUACCCAGGCUUGUCCUACCGCUGGCUCCUCAACGAGUUCCCCAACUUCAUCCCGACGGACGGGCGUCACUUCGUGUCCCAGACCACAGGGAACCUGUACAUUGCCCGGACCAACGCCUCGGACCUGGGCAACUACUCCUGCCUGGCCACCAGCCACAUGGAUUUCUCCACCAAGAGUGUCUUCAGCAAGUUCGCUCAGCUCAACCUGGCUGCUGAAGAUCCCCGGCUCUUCGCGCCCAGCAUCAAGGCCCGGUUCCCGGCAGAGACCUACGCUCUAGCGGGCCAGCAGGUCACUCUGGAGUGCUUCGCCUUUGGGAAUCCUGUGCCCAGGAUCAAGUGGCGCAAAGUGGACGGCUCCUUGUCCCCGCAGUGGGCCACAGCCGAGCCCACCCUGCAGAUCCCCAGCGUGAGCUUUGAGGACGAGGGAACGUAUGAGUGUGAGGCGGAGAACGCCAAGGGCCGCGACACCGUGCAGGGCCGCAUCAUCGUGCAGGCUCAACCCGAGUGGCUCAAGGUGAUCUCAGACACAGAAGCUGACAUCGGCUCCAACCUGCGCUGGGGCUGUGCGGCCGCCGGGAAGCCCCGACCCACAGUGCGCUGGCUGAGGAAUGGGGAGCCUUUGGCCUCCCAGAACCGGGUGGAAGUGUCGGCUGGGGACCUGCGGUUCUCCAAGCUGAGCCUGGAGGACUCGGGCAUGUACCAGUGUGUGGCUGAGAACAAACACGGCACCAUCUAUGCCAGCGCUGAGCUGGCCGUGCAAGCAUUGGCCCCUGACUUCAGGCAGAAUCCCGUGAGACGUCUGAUCCCCGCCGCUCGCGGGGGAGAGAUUGUCAUUCCCUGCCAGCCGCGGGCCGCCCCCAAGGCCGUGGUGCUCUGGAGCAAAGGCACUGAGAUUUUGGUCAACAGCAGCAGAGUGAUAGUAACUCCGGAUGGCACCUUGAUCAUAAGGAACAUCAGUCGGUCAGAUGAGGGCAAAUACACGUGCUUCGCUGAGAACUUCAUGGGCAAAGCCAACAGCACUGGAAUCCUGUCUGUGCGCGAUGCGACCAAGAUCACUCUGGCCCCCUCAAGUGCUGACAUCAACUUGGGUGACAACCUAACCCUGCAGUGCCAUGCCUCCCAUGACCCCACCAUGGACCUCACAUUCACCUGGACCCUUGAUGACUUCCCCAUCGACUUUGACAAGCCUGGGGGUCACUACCGGAGAGCCAGUGUGAAGGAAACUGUUGGGGACAUGACCAUCCUGAAUGCCCAGCUGCGCCACGGCGGGAAGUACACGUGCAUGGCCCAGACAGUGGUGGACAGUGCCUCUAAGGAGGCCACCGUUCUGGUCCGAGGUCCGCCAGGCCCCCCGGGAGGUGUGGUGGUGAGAGACAUCGGUGAUACCACUGUCCAGCUAAGCUGGAGCCGUGGCUUUGACAACCACAGCCCCAUUGCCAAGUACACCCUGCAGGCUCGCUCUCUACCUGCCGGGAAGUGGAAGCAGGUUCGGACCAAUCCUGCCAAUAUCGAAGGCAACGCCGAGACCGCCCAGGUGCUGGGCCUCACGCCCUGGAUGGACUAUGAGUUCCGAGUCUUAGCCAGCAACAUCCUGGGCACCGGGGAGCCCAGUGGGCCCUCCAGCAGAAUCCGGACCAAGGAAGCAGCCCCCUCAGUGGCACCCUCAGGACUCAGCGGAGGAGGUGGAGCCCCCGGAGAGCUCAUCGUCAACUGGACUCCCAUGUCACGCGAGUACCAGAACGGAGACGGCUUCGGCUACCUGCUGUCCUUCCGCAGGCAGGGCAGCACUGGCUGGCAGACCGCCCGGGUGCCCGGCGCCGACGCGCAGUACUUCGUCUACAGCAAUGACAGCGUCCAGCCCUACACGCCCUUCGAGGUCAAAAUCCGCAGCUACAACCGCCGCGGGGAAGGGCCCGAGAGCCUCACGGCGCUCGUGUACUCGGCUGAGGAAGAGCCCAGGGUGGCCCCUACCAAGGUCUGGGCCAAGGGGGUCUCAUCAUCAGAGAUGAAUGUGACCUGGGAACCUGUGCAGCAGGACACGAAUGGCAUCCUCCUGGGGUACGAGAUCCGCUACUGGAAAGCUGGAGACAAAGAAGCAGCUGCUGACAGAGUGAGGACGGCAGGGCUGGACUCUAGUGCCCGAGUCACUGGCCUCCACCCCAACACCAAGUACCACGUGACCGUGCGGGCCUAUAACCGAGCUGGCACUGGGCCUGCCAGUCCUCCUGCCAAUGCCACAACCAUGAAACCCCCUCCCCGGCGACCUCCUGGCAACAUCUCCUGGACGUUCUCAAGUUCCAGUCUUAGCAUUAAGUGGGAUGCUGUGGUCCCUUUCCAAAAUGAGUCUGCAGUCACUGGCUAUAAGAUGCUGUACCAGAAUGACUUACACCCGACUCCCACACUCCACCUUACUGGCAAGAACUGGAUAGAAAUCCCGGUACCCGAAGACAUUGGCCACGCCCUCGUACAGAUUCGGACCACGGGACCCGGAGGGGAUGGGAUUCCGGCAGAAGUGCACAUCGUCAGGAAUGGAGGCACGAGCAUGAUGGUGGAGGACGCGGCAGUGUGCCCAGCCCCACAGCCCAGCGCCAUCCUCUCCCACUCGGCGGCGAUGCUGAUCCUCAUUGGCUACCUGGAGCUCUGAGCUCAGUGCUCCUCCUGCAGCAGAACUAGAACCCACCUCUGAUGGACACAGCCAGCUGGCCCCUGCCCUUUCCCAUGCCAAGGUGGCCGGACACUGUGGUUGGUUUUAAACACCCACUUGAAACAGCACCCUUUGCGCAGGAGGUGGGGUAGUUCAGAUUCUGCCACAGGACAGAACCGUGGAGGAUUUUUUUCUUUAAAUCAAGAUGAACUAGGCAGCGACUUCCAUGAGGAUACUGAACCCAACACUGGGCCUCUACAGGUCCUGGAUGGAAGACGCAAGCCCAUGGGAAGAAGGGGGUUUAAUGUGUAUUUUCAAAUGGCAAGAGAUGGCAUUCUGAGUCCGCACAGAGACUCUGUCACCUGAGAGCAGAGUCCUGGGUCCUGUGAGAACACUGGGCAGGACCGGGCUAAGGAAAUGGGACAAAGCAUAAACAUCGACCUCCCUCAACCAAGGAGAGGACGAACCCUGGGACCAAGACCUCUUCUCGUCCUCCUGCUGAGCAGUAACACAGCUGGACCCUGGCGUUGUCCUCCAUGACGCCCUAGCAGCCCCUGCCUGCCUGGGCGGCUGAGAACUCUCGCCUUGCUGCUGGGGUGGGACGCCUGGACCCCUUCAGCAUUGAGGGAUGGGACUCCAGACUUCUGGGGCUGGGGGCUAAGAAGGGUUGGGAGGCUGGGACGCCUGGUGGAGUGGGGCACCAGCCUGAGCCUGAGGUACGGGCACCAUCUGGGCGACACUGCCCUCUCAGCCAACACUGCCAACCCAAGCCUGUCACCCUGAGUGACAGAGCCACCUUAGGUGGCUGGGACUAAAGGGCUCGUCUUGGGGAAGUCCCCCACCGAGACUUAUCCUGCACAGCCCCUCCAAGGUUAGGGCAGGAGACCCACAGGCGCUCACCUGCCCUUUCCCGCCAGCUCCGCCUGCAGACCUGUGGCCACCCCUCCCCCACUGCAGGCCCCAGACGCCCCGCCCCCCUCAGCGCAGCAGGCUUUCUCUGUCCUGGCCUCUGGAGGCUUCUGAGACAGGCGAGGAUCAGUGUGACCCUGCCUGCUCCUAGGAAAACCCUGACCGCCUGGACAGCCCCGCUCCCUAGACUGCCUGGACUGCUCUUUUGCAUUCCCCAGAAGAAAGAGGGGCUAAUAAAGGGGACAUCCCGCCGUGGGCUCAGGUGUGCUGCCAGUCAUGGACAGCAGAACUGGAAGAGGCCUGAGAGCUCAAGUUGUCCACACCCUGCCCUUCCCUGGUGAGGAACUGGAGGUCCAGAGAGGGUCAGGGACUUCCCUAAGUCACGAGGCCUAUAAGUAGAGGGGAUGGAACUAGAACUCAACUCUUCUACCUGCCUAUUCAAGGCUCUGUCUCUGCAGAAGGAGGAGGCAGUGCUGAACAGCUGUGGCCCAGUUAUGAAGGUGGUCAAGGCCAGUAGGGGGUGAACAGUCUGCGUCAAGGCUCCCAGUUGGUGACCAUGAGGAUUGCAUAGCUGGACCCAGCUCAAGGCAUGGAUAUCCCACGAGAUGUCCCAGCCUUCCUUGCCUUCUGAGCCUGGCUUCUGCUGGGGACUCGACGUGCAGUACCGACUUGAAGUCCCGACCCCUUACCCUUGCUCCGAGAAGAGACCAAAGCAAGGACAGAGUCCCUGCAUCCAGGCAGCAGUGGCAAUGCAACCAGGAAACCCCAAGGCCUGCGCUCUGCCAGGGGACCCUCACUUCUGGGAGCAGUGUGACAGGCAUCUUGAAGGGCACUUGCCCCUGAAGCUCCCUGGGCCAGUUUUCUGUAGUUUACAGUUAGAGCUCUAUUUUGUUAUGGUUUUUUAAACUUUUAAGUCCUGCUCUAUUUUCCUGGGCAGGUUUAUGUUGAUGUUUACCCAGUACAAUUUUUUUAAAAAUGUCAACUCACACACCUUCUCCCUGCCACCCCCACACCCAACUCCCCGCAGCAUAGGACUGCGAGGGCUACGGGCUUAGCUCAGCAACCAUUCUCCCUCACGGGGACCCCAAAUUUGGCCUAGCAUCUCUUUGUGCCCUGCUGGCUAUGAUUUGGCCUGUGCCCAGUUCUUCAUCAGAAAGGGGACACUGAAAUAAGCUUCCCCAAGGUUUAUCUGAUUCUUUCCUCACUGCUUGAGGCUGCAGCAGGGGAGACAGGGAGCCUAGUUGUUGGGACAGUAUGAGCUGCUUUGGCGCGGGACCUAACCAGGGAAGCAGCUUGAAGGAGAACUCACCGUCAAGUACCUUACUUCUAAUGAGGUCCGUUAGAAAGACGUGGAGGGUGCCUGCUUGGGAAACCCAGCAAGGUUUUGUUUUGUUUUGUUUUGUUUUAUACCAGGAAAACCUGACUGCUACACAGGCAGAAUUUGCUUGAGGGACAGAGCCAUAGAACUAUAUUAUAGCAGAUGUUUCUGCAGCGUGAGACUUCAUGUGACUGAGGUUGCAGGCUUGUAAAAUGGAAUAGCCUCUUGCUGGGGUGGCUUGGAGGAACAGACUAGAUCAGGCAGCUUCCCAGAGUCCCUUCCUGCCUGAGGGGCCUCUGAUUUUUGUCUUCUCUGCUUGGAUGGGCUGGGGGAGCUGAAGGGGGUUCAUCCUGCUGCAGUCCUGACUCAAUUCUGGAUUCCUUUCUCUCACACACUGAGCCCCAGAGAGAGGAAGCAGCCGGGGGGCAGCUACAAACAAGCAUUUUGCUGCCCCACAGCUUAAUGGCGAGUAAAUGCCCUGAGAACUAGGGCCAACCAGCCAGAUGGCUCUUCAGGGCUGGGGAGACAGGCACCAGCUGUUUGGUGAGCACUGGGGCUCAGGCAACAGCACUCUGUCCUUUGGCCUACAGGGUGGGAGCUCUCUGCGUCUGCGCGCGGAGGUGAGGGCUUGCAGGUCAGCUUCAACUUUCCUUCAGGGCAGCAAAUCCUAGGUGAUGCCAGGGAGCAGCAAGGCCAGGGGGGCAGGGGGUGGGGGAUUUUUUCUUUUCUUUAAUAAAAUAACAGGAGAGACUCAAGUUAGACAUCAGAAGAAGCUUCUGCCAUGAGACCCUGGAAUAAGCAAGCAGUUAUUUCUCUAGGGACCUUGGAGGAAUUUCGAGUGUUGUGUAGUCUAGGUUAGGUGAAGCUGUGACUGGAAGGACAGAGACUCUGCUGUCCUUCCAGAGCUGAGACUCUUAGAAUCAAAGCAUAGGAAGAUGCUGUCUGUUGUGGUUCUUGUGUCUUAAAGGAAGCCAUUAAGGAGCAACGGUCACCCAGAAGUUGUGGUGGCAACCCAGUGCCUUCCCCAGCAUGCACUGCCCCUUGGCAGUCCCCAAAGCCAUCCAGCCUGCACUCUGGGCAAGAGCCCAAGGUGGCUAAAGAUGUUUUCCUCCUUUCUUCCUGGUGUCAAACUGAGAUCACUAAUGGGGUUCCUGCUCAUCACAGGUGUAGUACCCGUGGCACAGGUGUGAUGUUUGUCUCCCCAGCUCAGACGAACCUGGGCUAAGGACUCCUGGAGUAGUUUGGGGUGAUCAGAUGGGCAUUCUUUUCUAAGGGACUUCAAAGAGCUCCGUGGACAUGGGUACCUAGGAGCCAGUGGGGAGGAGGGGCAGUGCCCCACAGACUUGUAUAUAAUGGUCAUAGGCUUUGGGAAGGCAGGGCCAUAAGGAAAAUUGGAGAGGAACAAGAUGGGUCAGAUUUGCCCAGAGUCCCAGGCGGCCCCAGGCCUAAGGCACUCAGUGCCCUUGGAUGGGGUGCAUCCUGCCUUGGCCCAAGGUGCCUCCAACUUGCCACCUGCUUCAGGGCCUGCCCAGCUUAGAGAAGCUCAGGGCUUGGCAAAUGCUAGGGCCUCACAGACCACUGACCUGACAGCUUAUGUUCAAAUGGAGCCACUCCCGCCGGCCCACCGUCCGCUCUUGUACUUCUUGUAUGGUUGUUAUUUAUUGACUCUGGUAGCAGGCAGUUCUUAAAUAAAGCUGGUUUCUCAACCUGU
Messenger RNA from Sciurus carolinensis (gray squirrel), 7475 nucleotides. RefSeq names its product contactin 2 (gene Cntn2). Gene Ontology annotation, molecular function: protein binding. The record is from RefSeq and is a predicted model, not a curated record. The transcript has 24 exons. Lineage: Eukaryota; Metazoa; Chordata; Mammalia; Rodentia; Sciuridae. The coding region runs from base 397 to 3537 and encodes 1046 amino acids.